AUGAUUGAAUGUGUAAGUGGUGAUUCCAAAUUGGAUACCGCUGUUAAUGGAUGGUUAAAACAAGAUAAGAAUCCACAAACCCGUCAAGAAGUUUUAGAUGAUAUAAAAGAGUCAAGAUGGGACAAAUUAAAAAAAACUAUGUUGCAAAGACAGAAGUUUGGCACAGCGGGCCUACGCGGGCGCAUGGGCGCCGGAUACAUGUGUAUGAACGAUGUAGUUGUUUUACAAACAGCUCAGGGUUUGUGUUCUUACGUUCAAAAAAUAUGUAAUCAAGAACAACUACGCAAUGGCGUUGUGGUGGGCUAUGACGGGCGAUACAAUAGCAAGCGGUUCGCAGAGCUAACAGCUAAGGUUUUCAUCUCAUCGUCUAUACCAGUACAUUUGUUUUCGUCCGUGUGUCCGACACCUUUGGUGUCCUUCGCAACUAUCCUAUAUGGGGCCACCGCAGGAGUGAUGGUCACAGCAUCCCAUAAUCCAAAAGAUGAUAACGGGUAUAAAGUGUAUUGGAGCAACGGUUCUCAAGUCAUAACUCCCCAUGAUGACAACAUAUUGGAUGAAAUCUGGAGUUGUAUGGACAUACCAGACGACCACUGGAAUAUCGACGAAAUUCGAACCCAUGAACUAGUGAUGGACUGUUCAGAGGAAGUUACUACGAAGUAUUUGGAGUAUAUUAAGUCUACCUUAGACGAGAAUGUUCUAGAAGAUAAUAGGAAGGCAAAAAUACGCACAGUGUACAGUGCUAUGCACGGCGUGGGCUACGAAUGUAUCGUGAAAGCUUUUAAAGCUGCUAACUUACAGCCACCCUUGAGUGUGAUUGAACAACAAGACCCAAACCCAGAUUUUCCAACAGUGAAGUUCCCCAAUCCGGAGGAAAAGGAAUGUUUAGAUCUCAGUAGAAAAUUGGCAGAACAAAAUGGCGUCAAAUUAGUUUUAGUGAACGACCCGGAUGCUGAUAGGCUAGCCGUGGCUGAAUAUGAUGAUGAAUCAAAGUCUUGGAAAGUGUUCACCGGUAACGAGAUGGGCUCGCUACUGGGGUGGUGGGUGCUGCAGCAGUACUGUGCCCACAACGUUCCAGAUGAGGAUGAAGUGUAUCUUCUAACUAGCUUCGUCAGUUCCAAGAUGUUGAAAGCCAUUGCGAAAGGAAAGGGACAGUUGGUCGAGACGUUGACAGGGUUUAAAUGGAUGGGUAACACAACUCUGUUACUGCUGCAGCAAGGCAAGCACCCCCUGUUCGCGUUCGAGGAGGCCAUCGGCUACAUGUGCCACCACCGGGUGCCCGACAAGGACGGCAUAUCUGCUGCUGUGCAAGUAGCAUGCUUAGCAUCUAACCUGUACUCCAAGGGUUCGUCCCUGCUCGCCCAGCUGCGAGCGCUGUAUGCACAGUAUGGGUAUCACGCCUCAUACAAUUCGUACUACACGUUCGAGGACGCGGGGAUUGUGCCCAAGAUAUUCAGCAGGAUCAGGAACUUCCAUGGGCCUGGCUUGUAUCCAAAGAAAGUUGGUUCUACUGAAGUAAAUUUCAUAAACGACUUCACCGCCGGCAUCCGCAUACCGGAGGACUGUAGCAACCAACAUCUCAAACCUCCCCUCACAACUACAACCAACUCUGUCCCCCCAACAGAGGUGCUGGGCACGGGGCUCGACCAGGACUACAGGAGCGGCGAGAUGGUCGCGUUCGAGUGCUCGAGCGCGGUGGGUCACGUGACGGUGAGCGUGCGCACGAGCGGCACCGAACCCAAACUCAAAUACUACACCGAGCUGGCCUGCGAGGCGCCCACUGUGGCUGAACAAGAAGCAAAGAUAAUAGAACUAGAGAAAAUGAGAGGUCAUAAGUUCGAGUCUCGCGAGCAUCAAAUAUAUGAACCAUAUCAAAGAUCAGAAUCUAUUAGCGUAGUGAUUUGU
This is a messenger RNA of Brenthis ino (lesser marbled fritillary), 1902 nucleotides long. The record is from the annotation of a GenBank genome assembly. Lineage: Eukaryota; Metazoa; Arthropoda; Insecta; Lepidoptera; Nymphalidae.